This is a messenger RNA of Quercus robur (English oak), 312 nucleotides long. RefSeq lists its product as uncharacterized. Lineage: Eukaryota; Viridiplantae; Streptophyta; Magnoliopsida; Fagales; Fagaceae. Bases 1 to 312 code for a protein of 103 amino acids. The transcript has a single exon. Gene Ontology annotation, cellular component: nucleus; cytoplasm. The record is from RefSeq and is a predicted model, not a curated record.
AUGGCCGAUUCACAGAGAAAUAAAUCCGGGACCGGUAGCAGGCUCCAGCCGAGCCGGUUACAACGGCGGGCCCCAGCAUCACUACAGAUCGCCGCUCCUGCUUCUUCUACUUGGAACGUGGCUAUCCCUCUCCUAUCACCGCUUGCCACGUCACCCACGUCGCCGAAGCUUGGGGCCGAUGAGCCGAGGCAGCUACAGCAGCAGAGCUCGGUGGCUGAGACUGAGAAAGUGGGUUUCAAGAAGUGGCAGCACCCGGCGGCGCCUUUUAGCUACGGCCCAGCUCCGCGGGGGCGGCCCUUUGUGCCCGUUUAG